Parascedosporium putredinis is the source of this 654-nucleotide messenger RNA. The record is from the annotation of a GenBank genome assembly. NCBI's taxonomy places the organism in Eukaryota, Fungi, Ascomycota, Sordariomycetes, Microascales, Microascaceae.
AUGCCUCGCCCACCCAAGGCCAACAAGGACAAGGCCGCCGUCCCUCUCCCAGUUAUGCCCGCCGUCGCUCCCCGAGCAGUUGAGGUCGAGAAUUUCAUUCGCGUCCGCGACUCGACUCUUGGCCGUCUCAAGACCAUCCAGCAGCUAAUUAAGUCUUUUGCUGAUGAUUACCUGCACUGCCCGUCCCAUCAUCGCCGCCGAUCUUGGCAGCAGCGCCCCAAGCGCGCUGUCCAGGAGGAGGGCCAGCGUCGCUGGGCCACCAUGGGUGCUACCGAGAAGCAGGGCUGGAACCAGGCUUAUCAGUACAACUUGAGGCUCUACAAUGCCCGUGUUCACUCUUACAAGAAUGGCAACCCCGAGGCCAAGAACAUGGAUGACCAAGAAGCUCUGAAGUACGCGGAUGAGUUUAGCAUCCCCAUCCCCGUGAGCGACGAGAACGCUGCCAAUGAGCAGGACGCCAUUGCGGAGCAGCUCAAGGGCACUAGCGCGGAUGCUCACGGUGAGACCAAUGAUGCUGCCGAUGAGCCUGAUGCCACGCCUCGCGCUCCUGCCACCCCCGCCAGCCCCGCCCAGAAGAGGAGGAGAACUUCCAGCAAGCCUACCGAGGAUGAGCCCAAGAAGUCGGGACGCAAGAAGGCUGGCAAGAACGCCUAA